AGUAAACAAUUUUUUGCGGAAAAAUAACAAAUAAAGCUUCAAACUUAAAAUUGCAUUUAAAUUAAUUAAUCAGGAUCUAAGAAUGCCACAGGACGAUUCAGGUGACGAGAUCAUUCCUGAAGGAUGGGAGAAGAGGAAAUCUAGAUCAACUGGGAUGGUUUAUUACUUGAAUAUCUAUACAAAAGAAUCGCAAUGGGAACUUCCGACGAAAAAGGCAACAAAUGAACUUUCUGAAGUUGAGGCUGCACAUUUGCUAGUUAAACAUGCUGGAUCUCGUCGUCCAUCAAGUCAUCGCGAAGAAAACAUUACAAGAACUAAGGAAGAAGCUCGUGAAUUGCUCGAAGGAUAUAAGCAGGAAAUUGAUGAUGGAGCUGAUUUUGGAGAAAUGGCAUCAAAGUAUUCAGACUGUAGCUCAUACAAGAAGGGGGGCAGUUUAGGACGAUUCAAGAAAGGUGUCAUGCAAGCAAAAUUCGAAGAAGCUGCUUUUGGACUCAAAGUUGGCGAAAUGAGUGGAAUUGUGGACACAGACAGUGGAUUACAUAUAAUUUUAAGAACAAAAUAAUUCUUUAUUGUUUAAUUCCAUUUUUAAUUAAUUAAUUAAUUUUUUUCCAUUUAUAAUUUCUUAAUCAACACUUUUGCUCCAGCAUGUGAAAGUUUAGUAAGCUCAUCCUUAACGCCUACAAGCAUUUCCUUCAAAUUCGCCUUUGACUCGUCCUCAGAGUGCUCCAAAAUUUCAUUAAUCACGAAACAUGCUCGGUUUAUUUUAAUCCAUUCUUGCAACUGAAAAUAAAUGUUUUAUUAGUCAAUGUAUGUCCUAUUAUGGACAAGACAAGAAGAAAUAUGUCAAUGUCUCUAUAAAAUUACUCACAAUUUCUUCAUUGAAAUGUUUAAUAAAACAGUUAGCGAAUCCAGUAAGCUUAGCAAGUUUCUUAAUUGCAAUGUGAAGUCCACUGUGCUCAAUUCCUUUAACUGAUGCUACUUCCUUCUCCACAACCUUAACUUCUAUUGGAUUCUUCUUCUUUUUCUUGAUUUUACCAGUGUCUACAAGUUCUUUCUUUUCUUCGUGUGCUGUAAUUGGUUCCGUUUCAUUUACCAUCCAUUCUGGAUCACAAAUAACUUCACUGAUUGCAUCAAAUGAAGCUGUUUGAUUCUCAUUUGAUGGAUUUACAUUUUGUAGAAUUGCUACUGUUACUCGAGCAAUGUGACCUCCUUGAAUCCAGAAUUUUGGAUUCUCCUUAAUGGCUGCACACAGUUCACUUUCAAUGCCAUCAACAAGUUCUUUACGUCUGAUUUCAAUAUCCUUCUUUUGUGCACCAAUUUUAAGGUCAUCUGUUAGUUCCCGAAGUAUUUGUGGAUGUAAAAACUCCUUUGUUGGUGAUACAAUGAAGUAAAUCACUCGCUUGCCAUAUUCAGUUAAUGCUAUUUCUUCAAUAUUCUUAACAAUUUGCGUGAAUAAAGUCUUCUUGAUAUUCAGUGUGUCAUCAGUAGCAUUAAGAAUUUCCAAGACGAAAACAUGUCCAUGCUCAUGAAUAGCAAGCUUAACAAUGUGAUCCUUGAUUGAUUUCAACAUAGCACGACGUUCCUUAGCGACUGAAUACAGAUAACAAAGUGUUGCAGCACGAGAACCACAUUUAGUGGAUGCAAUAGCUGCAAUGUGUGGAAUAUAGGCAGUAAUGACUUCAUUACGAUCCUUCUCAUCAGCUGCUUCUAAAUAUUCCAACAAUACAGCAUGAACUAAGCUAUUAUCAACAUGAUUCUUGGAUGCAAUUUUAGUUAAAUUCAUUUUUGUGCUGUUUAAUAUUCCAUUUCUCAUCAUUUCUGAGCCAGUCCAUGUAUCUUUUAACGUCUUGACAGCUUUGUUCUUAUCAUUUUUAUACAAGUCUGAAUAAAGUUCUUGUUUCAUAAAGUUCUUUUGAUCAGGUGUCGCAUGAUUAAGAUAUAUCAUGUCAAUUAGUCCAUUAGAAAAGUUGUGAGUUGUUAAUUUCACAAUAUUUGAUAGCAUUCCAUUGACUGCCUUCUCACGAACUUCCUUUCCACAAUAUGUCAUUAAUCUUGACACACAGAACUUGCCGUACUUUGACAAGGCAACAUCAUUAAUGAAUGGAAUAAUUUUUUCAGCUAUUUCAUGCUUAAUCUUUAAUGAUGCUUUCUUUAACAUCAUUUGAAUGAUUCGUGCUCUAUCUGGACUAUGACUUAAUUUACUGUAAUCUGCAUUUUCUAGCAACUUUUGUAAUUCUUCACAUAGUUGUUCCUUAUUCGUUUUUGUGCUUUUCAUCUUCAAUUCCUCAUAGAUCUUCUUGCAUUUAACAUCCAGAUCAUACAUGUCCUUAUUUUUAUUGAUUUUUCGCUUAAUUUUAAGUUCCUUCUUCUGCUGCUUUAUCUCAUUCCAGCUCUGUUUUGGUGGCUCAUGACUUAUUGGCUUCUGGAACUUGUUAUCGCCGUAAUUCUUUGAUUUUCCAUCAUAAUUUUUCGAUUUUCCAUCAUAAUUUUUCGAUUUUCCAUCGAAUUUCUUAGUUUUUCCAUCAAACUUUGGUUUUUCUUUAAAGUUUCCAGCCUUGACUUUCUUCUUGUCUGGUCCUGCUUCCGUUUCACCCUUUAAUUCACGCUUAAUCUUCUUUUUUAAUUCUGUCAUUUUCAAAUGUUUACUUUUUAAAAAUUCACGUGUUUUCAAAUUUCAAUGC
Molecule: messenger RNA, 2681 nt
Organism: Chironomus riparius
Lineage: Eukaryota; Metazoa; Arthropoda; Insecta; Diptera; Chironomidae
Source: the annotation of a GenBank genome assembly